Molecule: messenger RNA, 1893 nt
Organism: Physeter macrocephalus (sperm whale)
Lineage: Eukaryota; Metazoa; Chordata; Mammalia; Artiodactyla; Physeteridae
Product: GTPase IMAP family member 5-like
Exons: 3
Coding region: 154-1083 (309 amino acids)
Cellular component (GO): endoplasmic reticulum
Molecular function (GO): GTP binding
Source: RefSeq, a predicted model, not a curated record
AUACCGGGAAACGGAGGGAGGGGGCAGACGGGCGAAGGAGGAUAUGGAUAAGGCAGACAGGAAAUAUUUCUAUCUUUCCUAGAACAGCACGAGAGGGCCUGCUUUCCAGUGGUGUGAUAAAGUAAGGCACCGUCAGGACGAAAUCAGAAGAGAAUGGAAGGGCUUCAGAGGAGCAGAUACGGAACUAUGGCUGAAGGUGCAAUAGAACCUGAGCGCUUUGCAACCUCGUCCUCUCUGAGGAUCAUCCUGGUGGGUAAAACAGGCAGCGGGAAAAGUGCCACCGGGAACAGCAUCCUGUGCCAGCCAGCGUUUGAGUCCAGGCUGGCGACCCAGUCGGUGACCAGGAAGUGUCGGGGGGCAACGGGCACGUGGAACGGGAGGAGCAUCCUGGUGGUGGACACGCCCCCCAUCUUUGAGGCGAGGGCCCAGGACCAAGAGGUGUACGAGAACAUCGCGGACUGCCACCUGCUCUCGGCCCCGGGGCCUCACGUGCUGCUGCUGGUGACCCAGCUGGGGCGCUUCACAGAGCAGGACGUGGUGGCCGUGACCGGGGUGAAGGAGGUCUUUGGGGCGAGAGCCCUGAGACAUACGGUCCUCCUCUUCACGCACAGGGAGGACUUAGCGGACGGGUCCUUGCAUGACUACGUAGCAAACACAGACAACCUCAGGCUGAGGGGCCUGGUCCGGGAGUGCGGGCAGAGGUACUGCGCCUUCAACAACCGGGCCUCCGGGGACGAACAGAGGCAGCAGCUGGCCGCGCUGGCGGCCGUGGUCGAGGGGCUGCAGAGGGAGCACCGGGGCGCCUACCUCAGCAACGACCUCUUCUUUGAUGCCCAGCGGCUCCAGCAGGGCGGGGGCGACCCCCGUGGAGAAGGUCACGUGCGCUACCUGGCCAGGGUGCGGUCGCACGUGGCAAAGCAAAGGCGAGACCUGAGAGAGGCCCAGAGGAACCGUGUCUUCAAGGCGCUCCUCCAAGUCAAAACCUGGGUCGUUUCUCACCUCAGAAUAUCUGCUGUUCUUGUUAUAUGCUUUUUGAGUUUUCUUGCCGUUUUAAUUAGCUUGUGUAGCACUCACGAAUGCUGAGCAUUCUCAGAUGAUAACCUGCCAUCAGCUUCCAUUUUUCAGAGUCGGCAUCUUUGUCUAUAUUGAUAAGGAACUUUAUUCGCUUUUUACAUAAUUUCACUUUCAAUUUCCCUUCCUUGCAUCAGACACACCGUCCAUUUUCUUCAGUUGCUUUUUAUUUUCCAUCCACCUGACCCAUCCAUAGAUCAGUCCAGAGCAGCCUGUUGCCCGAUGUCUGGAAACAGUUCUUUUACACAGGCAUACCUCGGAGACGUCGCAGGCUUGGUUCCAGACCACCACAACAAAGUGACUGUCAAAAGUAUCACACCAAGAUGUUGGCUUCCCUGUGCACAUAAAAGUUAUGUUUAUGCUACGCUGUAGUCUAUUUAGUGUGCCACAGCAUUUUGUCCAAAAAACAAUGUACGUACCUGAAUCUGAAAUUACUUUACUGCUAAGCAUCACCUGAGCCUUCAGUGGGUCAUCAUCUUUCUGCUGGCGGAGGGUCUUCCUCCACGUACAUGGCUGCUGAGUGAUCAGGGUGGUGGCUGCUGAUGUUUGGGGCAGCUGGGACAGUUCCUUAAGAUAAGACAGCAGUGCAGUUUGCCACCUCGAUUGACCCUUCCUGUCAAAAAUGAUUUCUCUGUAGCACACAAUGCCAUCUGAUAGCAUUUUACCCACCGUAGAACUUCUUUCUAUGAACGGGUAGACAGAAGAAUUGGAAUCAGUCCUCUCGAACUCUGCUGUUGCUUUAUCAAUAAAAUUUAUGUAAUAUUCUAAAUCCUUUGUUGUCACUUCAACAAUGUGCACAGCACCUUCACCAGGAGUAGAUUC